Molecule: messenger RNA, 1368 nt
Organism: Cotesia congregata
Lineage: Eukaryota; Metazoa; Arthropoda; Insecta; Hymenoptera; Braconidae
Source: the annotation of a GenBank genome assembly
AUGCCAAAUGAAAUUUACCCAGAAUCAGACCAUUGGAUUUCAGUUCAGUCUUUAAAUGGUCAUAUAUAUUCUGCGUAUUUGGAUAUGCGACCAGAAGUCAUGGUCAAUAGUAAUUACAAUUCUCAGAUGAACAUUGUUUGGGCAACGAUACGAGUCAUCGCAAUUUUACCCUCUGACACAAAAUCAAACGAGGUAGUUUGCGUAUUUAAAUUAGAAUCUAAGGACCGUGAGCUCUUUUACAAAAAAGUGACCGCAAGCGAAGUUAAAUUCUUCGAUGACAAUUGGAAAUUAAAGUAUUCAAGUGCAUUUAUUACUUGUGAUCUUACUCACGUGAGUUAUUACAAUUAUGAUCUUUUUUACGAGAAGCAGCAAUUACCACAGUCUGUUGGAAUUAUUCGAAAGAAUGCAGAUAACUCUUCACUACAAUUUGUAGAUAUAAAUUACCCACUGAAUGGAAUCAGUCAGAUGGACCGGCUUUCAGAUAAAUUUAUGGCCCUUUGUGUUCCAGUUAACUUCAGCAUCUAUUUCUUCUUUGUAUUUUCAUCAGUUUUGCAUCACGAAUUUGAUCGCCCGCUGGAAUUAAUCGAAUUCAUCGAGUACUAUCGAUUGAUGGGAGUGAGUAGAUUCGUUUUUUACAACUCAUCAGUGUCAGAAGACGUCAGUGAAGUUUUAAAAUUUUACCAUGCCGAGCAGUAUGAUUUAGUAAAAAUUCAACAAUGGAACUUACCUGCUUUGUAUACUUAUGAAAAAACUCUCCGACUGGAAGGACUUUACGGUGCAUUAAAUGAUUGUCUCUACAGAAAUUCACUGCACAAUUAUUUUAGGUACGUCGGAGUGUUUGACGUUGAUGAAUUUUUAAUUCCUAAAGUUCAUAACAAUUUCACUAGUCUUAUAAAGUACUUAGAUCCCUCAGAAGAAGAUUAUCGUUAUGUGUCUUUUUUAUUCCGUCAUGUUUAUUUUUAUACAAUGUACCCUGACGUCAAAGAAAAUUCCGGCAAAAAAGAUCCGUAUCUUUUCACGAGAGCAAAAAUUCAGCGAUUACGAGAUCCACACCCAGCAGGUGUUAAAAGCAGAUAUAUUAUUCGAGCUCGCGAUGCAGUUGAAGUCGGCAAUUAUAAAUCUACUAAAUUACUCAAAGAUACAUCGGGUGAAAUGAUUGUUGAACCUGACGUAGCUCUUUUGCACCACUAUGCUCCAUGCGAAGCAGAAGAAACGGGAUGCUAUUUGAAACCAAUUGAAAUCGAUAGAACUGCACUUAGGUUCACUAGUGAGCUCGCUAGAAAUGUUGCAAUAGCAUGCAGAGAAAUAUUUAGCAACCACAAGUGUCCUUCUCCUAAAAAACGUGUGCCUGGUGAAUUAAAUUCUUGA